AUGUCGUUUCACGCGACCUCAUCACUGUCCCAAGGGGACCAACUCCUCUUCAACAAGUACGGAAAGGGACCAACAAUCCCCCUUCCUCACUACACUAUCAGGGACGCAUUCCAAUCAGUUGCCUCCGCGUAUCCACACGCCACAGCUGUUCGCGAAUGUUUUGACUCCGAGAGGACGUUGACAUACGCUGAGCUUGAUGCGCGCUCCAACGUGAUAGCUAACUAUCUUGUGCAAAAUCAUGGCGUGGCCCCGGGCCAGAGAGUUGUCUGCGUCUAUUCUCGAUCCAUCGAGAUGUGCGCGUUCAUCUUUGGUGUCUUGAAAGCAGGGGCGCAGUACGUCCCGAUAGACGGCGCCGUUAUGGUAGAGGCCAGUCUGAGGCAUGUUAUCUACGACUCAGGAGCGAGCGUUGUGCUUUGCUUCUCCAACUUCAAAGACAAGGUUGAGAGGAGCAUGCCAGCUGGAAGCUCCGCAAAGGUUGUUGCUUUUGACGCCGCGGAUUCCAUCUGGACGACCGGAGACACGCAGAGGCUGAAUGUCAACAUUCAGUCGCAAGAUGGCGCCUAUGUCAUUUACACAUCUGGCACAACCGGGAAGCCAAAGGGCGUGGACUGCAGCCAUAUGAACCUCUGCAAUACCCUGCUCAACGAGCCAGGCAAGCUUGGCAUCACGGUCGGCACCGAGGUUGCCUGCGUGCUGAUGCUGAGCUUCGACCUGUGCGCUUGGGAGAUUCUUGGGACGUUAAUGAACGGAGGUACCUUGAACCUUCGGGGACCUUCGCGCAGGGGGGGCGACCGUGAGAUCUGGAACGCAUGCCUCGGUCGCGUUGACGUUGUCAUCAGCACGCCGACUGGGGCCCAGAAAUACUUCCCAAAGCGGUCUCCCCAUGUCAACUUUUACAACAUCUGCGGCCCGACUGAGAUCACGAUCCUGAACACUGCUCAACUCCACGAGCCUGGUACAAAGCUCACAAUCGGGAAGCCAAUUCCAAACACAAAUGUGUACGUCUUGGACGACUCGUUGAAUCCCGUGAGAAUCGGGGAGAUCGGCCUGAUGUGGGUCGGGGGACUCAGCGUUUCCAGGGGAUACGUCAACCUACCGGAUCUCACGGCGCAGAGGUAUCGGCCUGACAAGUUCGCGAGUGACGGCAGCAUGAUGUUCAACACAGGGGACCUGGGCCGCUGGCUCGGAAACGGCGAGCUCGAGCCCCUGGGCCGCAGGGACGACCAAGUCAAGAUCAAGGGGUUCCGCGUGGAACUCGACGGUGUCUCUGCCACCAUCGAGUCCUUCCAGGGCGUCGAAAAAGCCGCUGCCAUCAAGAUUGGCGAGGUGCUUUGGGGGUUCUACAGCGCCGCUGCCAUGGUGGACGAGGUCGCUCUGAAGGCUCACCUUGCGACGCGUCUUAACCACUAUGCCCUGCCUUCCAAGCUUGUUCACAUGACGAGCAUGCCGAUGACCCCCGGCGGCAAGAUCGACAAGAGGACCCUCAAGGAACUCGGUGCUGCUAAUGAGCCCGAGAUCACCAAGCCGGUCCAGGACCUCCCAACGCCACCACCCACGGUCUACUCCCAGGAGACAACUGUGGGGCUGUACAAGCCGGGUACCGUGGAGAAGAGCCUCGAGCGCGGCUCAAUCACGGAAAUGGAGAGCGUCAACGAGAAGGAGAUCGAGUUGCCAGCCAAGAACGGCUUCCACGGCGAGAGAUGGUUCCGCCACAAGGCCCUUUCUGCGUACAGGAAGCUGUUUGUUGUCAUUUUCAGCAUCAACCUCAUCGGCUUCAUCUUCAUGCUCGUCAACGCGCCGAGCGAGGGCCUCCCGGUCAACAACAUCGCGACAGCAGUGGCUGCGAACCUUCUCGCCUCGGUCCUCUUCCGCCAGGAAUACGUCGUCAACCUUGUCUUCUGGCUCGCCACCCGCUGCCCGACGUCAGCGCCGCUCUGGAUCCGCCGCCACCUCGCUCGCUGCUACCACAUGGGCGGCAUCCACUCCGGUGCCGCGGUGACCGCCACGCUGUGGUGGAUUAUCUUCGCCGUGCAGUCGACGAUAUACUUCGUCCAGGGCAGCGAGAAGUACCCCAUCAACGGCGCGACCGUCGGGCUCACCUUCACCAUCCUGCUCCUGCUCAACGUCAUCCUCGUCAUGGCGUACCCCACGAUCCGGCCCAAGUUCCACGACCAGUUCGAGUGGACCCAUCGGUUCGCCGGCUGGACGACCCUCGCACUCGUCUGGGCGCACAUCGUCGUCUCGACCGCCUCCCUCACCCCCGCGGGCGUCCCGCUCGGCGGCGAACUGCUGCGCAGCCCUGCGAUCUGGCUGGUCACUCUGACCACGCUCUCCAUCGCGGCGCCCUGGAUCCGGCUGCGCAAGGUCAACGUCGUUGUCGAGCCCUUGUCGAAGCACGCGGUCCGGCUGUACUUUGACUUCUGCACGCCGCCUCCCGGCCGGGCUGUCCGCAUCACGGAUAACCCCAUGAGGGAGUGGCACGCGUUCGCUACGGUGACUGAGCCCGAAAAGCCGGGAUUCAGCAUCGUUGUCUCGCGGGCUGGCGACUGGACUGGUCGCACGAUCGAGAACCCGCCCACGAGGAUUUGGACUCGCGGUGUUCCGGCCUCUGGAGUCCUGCGCAUGGCGCCGCUCUUCAACAAGAUCGUGCUGGUUGCCACCGGAUCAGGUAUUGGACCUUGCUUGCCAGUUAUCAUGGCGAAGAAAGUCCCCUGCAGGAUCUUCUGGUCCACUCCCGCCCCGGAAAAGACAUUCGGGCGGAAGAUAAUCGACGCCAUCUACGACACGGACCCCGAAGCGGUGGUCUGGAACACGCGCGAGCAGGGGCGGCCGAACAUGGCGCUCGAGGCGUACAAGCUCUACAAGGCGAGCAACGCCGAGUGCGUUUGUAUCAUCAGCAACGGGCCCGUCACCUCCAAGCUGGUGUAUGACCUCGAGACGAGGGGUGUGCCGGCGUUUGGCCCAAUCUGGGAUUCAUGA
Messenger RNA from Diaporthe citri, 2979 nucleotides. RefSeq lists its product as uncharacterized. Bases 1 to 2979 code for a protein of 992 amino acids. Lineage: Eukaryota; Fungi; Ascomycota; Sordariomycetes; Diaporthales; Diaporthaceae. The record is from RefSeq and is a predicted model, not a curated record. The transcript is spliced from 5 exons.